Molecule: messenger RNA, 444 nt
Organism: Loa loa (African eye worm)
Lineage: Eukaryota; Metazoa; Nematoda; Chromadorea; Rhabditida; Onchocercidae
Exons: 3
Coding region: 1-444 (147 amino acids)
Source: RefSeq, a predicted model, not a curated record
AUGGGUACAACUCAGACUCUGUUACGCGAUCAUAUUGGGAAUAGUAGGGUGGGAUCAUUCUCCAGUGCGAAAGUCGAUGGUACCGGAAGUGGAAGCAGAGGAUCUCUUGAUUCGAGGGAAGUGAGUGUCCUGAGUACCAAAAUCAUUUGGAAAGGUGUAUUUCAUCGAGGUCGGUUAGAUAUACGAUAUCGAGGUUAUUUGGUCUUCUUUGUUCCUAGUGUUUUCGUCAUUAAAUUGUUGUAUCGAUGUCGUAAUUGGAAGUACUACUACCCAAAGAAGCAGAAAGAAUCCUCAGUUUUGUCACAAUUGAAGAAAAUCGGCGACGCUCUGUUUUUAUUAUUCCGUCUAUGGAGGGUUGAAUGUAAUAUGCUGUCUGGAGUAUUGGGUAUUUUGCCCACAUCAAUGUGCAUAAAAGGGAGUGCUGUGGUCUAUAAUCGGCAGUGA